This is a messenger RNA of Fopius arisanus, 3469 nucleotides long. RefSeq names its product excitatory amino acid transporter 3. The record is from RefSeq and is a predicted model, not a curated record. Bases 851 to 2350 code for a protein of 499 amino acids. The transcript has 8 exons. NCBI's taxonomy places the organism in Eukaryota, Metazoa, Arthropoda, Insecta, Hymenoptera, Braconidae. Gene Ontology annotation, molecular function: neutral L-amino acid transmembrane transporter activity; L-glutamate transmembrane transporter activity; glutamate:sodium symporter activity. Gene Ontology annotation, cellular component: plasma membrane. Gene Ontology annotation, biological process: L-glutamate transmembrane transport.
AGUUGUCUCACGCCACAAGUGUUCGUGGCGUGCUCCCGCGAACAAGUACCGCUCUCAUAUUCCAUUCCCAUCGAAAACACGCCAACCACCAUCGAUCGUCAUCGAUCCUCACCUCAAUUAAAAGGAACCAAUAAAAAUAGUCUGAAGUUUGAGGAGAGGAUCAGGAAGAGUGUAAAAACCGGAGUGGAAGUCAAGAUUGAUGGACUAAUAAUUCGCUCGGUGUUUAUAAAUAAAUUGACAUCAAUCGGGUGGCAUCAGUGGACAAAUAGGAUAAUUAAUAUUUUUCGUAACAAUGGCGAUUAGUUGAGGAGUGAAUACAUGAGGUAAAUGUGUGAAGCAGUGGUCGUUAUCGAUGUAUCUGUGACAUUAUGAUAGGACCGGUGCUGGGAGACAGGAAGGGAUCGUCGUAGGGGGAUAUAUUAGUGACAGUACAUAUGUAUUCGAGCACAUAAAGCUUUAAUCGUAAAGCACCCAAGGUGGCACAGAUUGAGAGAGACCCCAUCAGCAACACAUCCUCUUUUGUCGGUUAUAUAUCAUCGAUUCUCAUUAGUUUAUCAUUUAUUGGAGAUCAAUGUGUGGACCAUGGGUGAUGUGUUUUUUCUGGAUCAGUGAAUUUGUGGAAAGAGUGAGAGUCAACCCAACGGCACAAAAAAUUUAUAAUUGUUGAGGUUUUUUUUUUUUAUUUCAAUUCAUCGAUUCGAGAGCAGUUUGUCGGUCCCCUCUUGCUGAAGGGAGCUCUUCAUAUUCUUCCACCACUUCCGACACACCGGAAGUUCAUACAUGUGAACGGUUACACCGGAAUUACGUACGAGACAUUUCGAUCUUCUGAAGAUACACCGGCUGUUUUAAUAUGGAAGUUGCAUCGGAAUUAUCACCACUUUCGGGGAGUGAUUCGUCAAAGCCAGUUGAGAGGAGUUCGUACUACCCCCAGGAGCCAAACAAGAGGCCAAGAACGAGAAGACAGAGGAUCACAUCAUGUCUGUCCCACAAUGCCCUCACAGGGCUGACCAUCGGUGGUGUAAUUGGGGGAAUUAUCCUUGGAAUUUGCCUGAAAGGAACGGGCAAAUGGAGUCCCCGGGAGAUAAUGUACGUCAACUACGCCGGUGAACUAUUCCUCAGGAUGCUGAAGAGUCUGAUUCUACCCCUUAUCGUCUCAAGUCUCAUCUCUGCCAUUGGAUCCCUCGAUCUAUCAUUGAGUGGCAAAAUUGGGGCACGUGCCAUUACCUAUUACAUGGUUACAACUGUCAGUGCAGUUAUUCUGGGAAUCAUUCUCGUCAUGUCUAUUCAACCUGGAACGCUAUCCAGAGGAGAGAACAUGAAGAGCAGUGAAAUGGCUAAGAGUGUCAACACCGUUGAUACUCUGAUGGAUUUAGUCAGAAAUAUGUUUCCUCCUAAUUUGGUGCAGGCCUGUAUCUCGCAGUAUAGAACUGUACUUACGAAGAGAAUUAAUGACACGGAGGAUAAUAACACGUGGGCGAUCGGUGGUGAGAACACAUCGGGAAUGAAUAUCCUGGGUCUCGUUGUAUUUGCAACAGUUCUUGGAAUAACUCUCGGGAAAAUGGGACCUGAUGGAAAACCUCUGCUCAAUUUUUUCGAGGCACUGUCCUCCGCCAUGAUGAUCAUCACCAACUGGGUUAUCUGGCUGUCUCCUCUGGGGGUCCUCUUCCUGGUGACCUCGAAGGUCCUGGAGAUGCAGACAUUCGAUGAAGUAUUGAGUCAAUUGGGGAUGUAUUUCAUUACUGUCAUUAUUGGCCUCUUCAUUCACGGCUUCUUUGUACUGCCAUUAAUAUUCUACAUCUUGACGAGAAAAAAUCCCUUCAGAUAUGUCUACAAUAUGGCACAGGCCAUAGCAACAGCGUUUGGCACAUCAUCGAGCUCAGCUACACUUCCAGUUGCCAUUGGAUGCCUCGAGGAGAGAAAUGGAAUCGAUCCCAGAGUCGCACGUUUUGUCAUGCCAAUUGGUGCAACCAUCAACAUGGAUGGUACAGCUCUUUAUGAGGCAGUUGCUGCAAUUUUCAUCGCUCAGGUUCGCAAAGUACCUCUGUCCUUUGGACAACUUGCUGCUGUCAGCAUCACUGCUACUGCUGCUAGUAUUGGAGCUGCUGGCAUUCCACAGGCUGGACUCGUUACUAUGGUCAUGGUACUGGAUACCGUUGGUCUUCCUGCUAAUGAUGUCACUCUCAUUAUCGCUAUUGAUUGGUUGUUGGAUCGCUUCAGAACAUCAGUGAAUGUAGUUGGCGACUCUCUGGGUGCUGGUAUCGUGAAUUUCCUGAGUAAAAAUGAGCUAGCAGCGAUGCCCCAUCACGUUCAAUCGCAAAACGGUGCCGAUCGUCAUACAACGUCGAUAUGAAUCGAUCGACCCGCAAAUCAACGACAAUAAUUGCCUCUAGGCAACUGGCGGGCGUUAACGAGAUAAAUAACAUGUGAGAAUAUUAAAGGAAAAUUAAAAAAAAAAAUGAAGAAAAAUCCAAAACAAUGUAUGUAAUGGAGGCAUUGAACUUCAUCCCCGUGACGCUCGAACGAAUCACCGCCUACGUGUUCUAGCAGCCUCUGUGUUUCAUUGUCAAAUCGUUUAUAUUAUUUUACCAAACUGGAAGAGAUCGUAAACUAAUUAUUAUUUACAAAAUAUACCUUUGGUUACUAUCCUGUUAUUUAUUUUAGCAAUGGGCCAAUAACGAUUAACUACUCAAUUUUGUGCCAAAUGUAUUAAUAAAUAAUGUUCAUAACACGAUGAAAGUAUAUCUUUAAACAAUUAGUUCUGAUUGCAUCAAGGACAUUGAUAUCGUUCGUUGUACAUAAUAACAUUGAAUACAUAACAACGAAAAAAUAAUGCACAAAGUUUUCAGUAAAUGCCCAAUUCAACGUCAACAAUAAUUAGUGGCCCAUUUGUUUUUUAUUAAUUUCAAUUCUCUCGAUUAUCAGUUAUACCAGUAGAUGAUAAUUCAAAUUGAUAUACGUGUAUACAUUACUAAUGAGUCAUAGGUACUAAUUAAAAUAACAUGGAUUAGCAAACGAUUAUAUCAAUUUUAUGGAAUAAACGCUGGCGACCAUAUCGAUUGAAUCGAUUUUGAAGAAAAUAAAAAUUCAUAUUUAUUAUAAUAUAUACAAAAAUAUUAUGUAUACAUAGAUUUAUGUAUAUGGAAAUUCAGUGAUUGUUCGGAGAAAUUUAAUGAUAAUAAAUUGUCACUGAAUGUCGAUAUUAACAUUUCAAUUAUGUUGAGAUUGAUGUCAAUCCAGCUGCGAGGCUAUACACAAUUAACGUUCAAUUUAUUGUUGUCGAGAAAACUCAUUACGUGGGUACAUAAAUACUCAGUAUACAUUUUAAUUAAUCAUGGGCACGUUAAGAGUUUAAAGGCGAGCUCGAUGCUCGUUGAUGAAAAAUUUUAAUGGGGAUUAUGGAAACAUGUAAUUGUGUACGAUCAUUGUAUUUGAGGCUUGAAAAAUGUCGAAAAUCAAAUAAAAAAGUUGU